CCCAAAGCAAAGAACGCCACUCAGAUCGGUCGUACCGCAGCGCGCAAACGUACGCCCGAGUCACUUUCACGUUCGAAUAAAAUAAAAAACGGAGGGAAACUCGCGCGAGAAAUCUUACAUUUUUCCCCACUAAUCAAGCAGUUAGUUAAUUGCCGCCGACAAAACGACACUCGAUAACGGACUGUUUACAAAUAUACCGUCGAUAAGGGUACACAAUCGAUACGGUGCAUGUGUGAAUCGACGCACUUGUAUUUCCUUUCUUAAACCCUUCAUUCUCUUAACCUCUUUCUAUCAGGCUUCACGUCUGUUACUACGUAAGUGGACUGUGUGUGUGAAGUGCCUCAGGGUUUUGUGGUUUUUGUUGUAAUAUGGGUAAAGCAAGAAUCGCCAUGACACUGCUCAGUACGUUGGCUGCGUUGGUUAUUAUUGUGCAUACAGCUGAGGAGGAAUACGAAAGGGCCCACAGGGGGCUGCGAGCUAGGUCUUUAGAUGUCGAGGUACCUAGCUAUGAACAGGCGUGGAGAGCUUUAGAAGAACCGAAACUACCAGAAACUCCCCAAAGUGACGCUUGGAAAGACGACACUCCAGAUGAGAUUCCCAAACGUAGAAGGACGCGUAAGAGAAAACGUCGGCCACAAAUAUCAUCAGAUGAUCUUGUAGCGCAGGAAAGACACGUAUUCCACAGCGAUGUAUUACCCCGCAAUCAAGAAUAUUUCGUUACACCUCCAGAAACGGUGAGACGUAGGAAGAAAGUUAGUCGUCACGAAACAAAAGAAGAAGAUGAAUCGAAUCGAUGGGGAGACCAACCAGGACUUGAACGCCCAGCUAGAAGACGGGGUCAUAGGCGAAAGCGUCCCGAUACGGAACAAUGGCCUAGAUUGAGUGAAUUUGACGGUUUUCGGCUUCACGAAACAAUACCUGAAGAAAAUCCAUGGAAUAAUAUAGGUAAUGAACAAUUUAUUGAUGGAACUUUAAAUGCCACCAAUGAUCAAGGCAAUAAGGAGCAGAUUGAACAAGAUGGUAGACUUCCUUAUUCACUAAACACAGAAAUAGACGAUGAGGAUGCUGCUGCACCCCAAGAUGAUCAUAAAAUUAUUGUUUCGGAACCUUUACCAACAUACAACGAUCGAUCUUUAUCAGAAUUCUCUUUGGAAUCACUUAUUAAGCCCAUUCCGGAUGAUCAAGUAAAAUUAAAGAAAGAUAAGAUAAAAGAAAAAACCAAAAAUACUAUAAGCCAAAAAGAAAAAGCAUUAUUGAAGGAUAAAGAGCCCCUUGAACCUCAGGCACUAAAGGCCAUAUUGAAACGAUCUAACGGACGAAGUUUGAGUGAAAUUUUGCAACAAAAUAACCUUUCUUUAAGUGACUUACUGCAAGGUAGGGAUAAAGCAUUGUCUAUACUUCAGACUGGCGAUUUGUCAGAGAAUCAUGAAAAAUUAAGUUACGAAAAUAAUAUCGAAUCGAACAAUAGUUCGAACAACGAUGAAGUCCAAAAUAAUCUACCAUUUACCCAAUCCGGAAGUCAGGAGCAAAAUGAUAUAAAAGAAAUAAUCGAAGAACAGCCUGUGACAGAGCAAACAUUUACAACCGAAUAUAUAGCAGACGAAACAACUACCACCCAACGAAUCGUUGAAAUAAAUUCGAAUGAUCAUAUCGAGAACACUACUCGGACUCAUACUAGACGUCGAUUUCCAUUUCAUGUACGUAGGAAAUUACGUACACGACCGUACAACAAUACGCGUAAAGUUCAAUUAAGCAGGGAUCUUAUAGCUUUAACUUCAAGAAAGUAUCAAAACAAUAGAAAUAUCCAGAAAUCUAAAGAUUGGAUUGAAUUCAUGCCAACUCAUACAAAAAAUAGAAAAAUUAAGGAAGAUUCAGAUGUAACUACAAAUAGAGAAACAAAAGAUCCCAUGGUAAGUGAGAAUAGUUUCAUAUCAACAACAGUAAUGGUAGAAGAUUCUACGCAACAAUUUCAAGAAACGGAGAAUACCGAGAUACCAACGACGCAGUCAAGCUAUGUGGACAUGAAUUCUCAGUCAUUUAAGCCCACCAUUGACAUGGAAUUUAAUAACAGAAAUACACAAGAAAAUGAUGAAAUUAUAACUACUGAUACUGACGAAACCGUACCUACUACGGUACCUAUGACAAGUACAGAAAAAAUCGUUACAAUAACGCAAAAGCCAAGGAUUCACUCUCACAUAAGACCAACUUUAAACGCAUCCGAACUAAGAAGGCAAGCUUUUAACAAUAGACUUAAUAAGAAACGUAUGAAGCAAAAGAAGCAAUCUGAGGAAGAAUCUAACGAUGGGGUGAGAAACGAUGUCUUUGCAAUGGGUAACUUGGUGCCUGCAUCAGAAUUUAUUGCUAAAACGCAAGGAACAACAAAUGCAAACAAUAGGGAUAACAUGACUACACUGGAUGAUUUUACUACCGUCACAGAAUCGACCACUGGAUCGCAAAAUCGUUUCAGAUCAACCAAGUCGCCUAGUACAAGAUCUUCUAUAAUACCUAAAAUUCAACCCUAUAUGUCUGUAACAGAAGAUACGGCGAAAUUUGAAAUAGAAGAAAUUCUUAAUGACACAACAACAAGGGCAAGACUUUCGAGAAUACUGAAGGAAAGAAACAUGACAUUAAGCGAAUUGGUAGAACAUAGAGAGCGUGGUUCAAGUCAUGUGCACUUAGCGGAUAUAUUUCACAAUGCUUCGAAAGAGCCAAAUCCUCCAGAGCCAUUUUUGUCCAAGUCUCUGAUUGAACCUAUAUCUAAGGAAACCUAUCCUUUAAGAGCUCUCUUAGAAGCCAAUCUUCAUGACCCUAAGUCUAAUUUAGAUUUAAAUGCCCUUAAUUCAAACUAUCUGAACAUUCCUGUUGUUAUGGAUUUUGGAAAUAAUGUGAAUGAAAAUGGUGAAAAUAUGGGCAUAAUGUCAUUAUUUAGUAAUACAAGUCGAUACAACGAAAAUAAAGGAAAUCAAAAUCAUAUGAACACAAAAGAUAUAGUUCCUUCGAACACCGAAACUGAAAGUGAGCAAAAAUCUGGACGAGAGGGUCGUACCUUUAAUACUGAUAAAGAGAUAGUUAAUUGGAAUAAUAUAUUUAAACUCCUUCACAAUAACAAUAAUCAAACAGAUUCAGAAGAACUUCUUCAGCCCAGAGUGUCUUCGAAAGCAGACCCAAUUAAGAAAAUUUUAUUAGAAGAGGAUGAUGAUGGUGACAGCGUUAUUGUAUUUGAAGACUUACAACAUCUCAAUGAUAAAAAUAUUGCAUCUUCAAACGAGGAGAACCUUGAAGUAAAAUUAUUGGAAACAAUAGAGGAAAGGCCGUCGAUACCCGCUUUUAACACAUCUAGUAAUGCGCGAUCAGUUACGGUGGUAACAGCAAGUAUCAUAGGUUUGGCUCUUGUAUUGUUUUUACUGACAUAUGCUGCAUUUAAAUGGAAACAACAAAGUAAAAUUAUUGAAAGCAAACAGUGCACCAAUGAAGAAAGAAUUCCCUCACCAGUGUUUGAAAGUCGAUCAGCAAAAAAUAACAGCAGCACGAGAAGUAAAAGUCCUAUGCUAACCUCAAAUAUUUAUUCAAUUAAUACGUUAGAUACACACGCUGAUGCCGAUUCACCUGAAUACAUGUGGGACUCAUUAAGAAAACCAUUCCAAUAAAUAUUGUUGCAUUUGUCGUGAGAUUAGACUGAAAUUAAGCAUAAUUUAUUUUUAAUACGUUUAAUUGGAUUAAGAUUAUGAAUUAAGAAAUAUAUAUGAAUAGCUUUUGAAGCUGAUUAAAUUUAGGAUUUAAUUGAAAUAAGCCACAAUGACCAACACAUUACGCUUAGCAGGGCUAAGAUUGUUUUGUGAUUGAUUCAAUAUUGGUGCUCAGUAUUACGUGGCAAGUGCAAUAAUUAAGACAAGACUAUAUAUGUUUGUGUAAAGUGUGUAUUUCAGGGAUUGAAUAAAUAUAUUAGUGAUAUUGA
Molecule: messenger RNA, 3955 nt
Organism: Zerene cesonia (dogface butterfly)
Lineage: Eukaryota; Metazoa; Arthropoda; Insecta; Lepidoptera; Pieridae
Exons: 5
Coding region: 369-3647 (1092 amino acids)
Source: RefSeq, a predicted model, not a curated record